Messenger RNA from Chlorocebus sabaeus (green monkey), 3050 nucleotides. It is a transcript of the gene OVGP1, whose product is annotated as oviductal glycoprotein 1. The record is from RefSeq and is a predicted model, not a curated record. Lineage: Eukaryota; Metazoa; Chordata; Mammalia; Primates; Cercopithecidae. Gene Ontology annotation, cellular component: extracellular region. Gene Ontology annotation, biological process: carbohydrate metabolic process; chitin catabolic process. Gene Ontology annotation, molecular function: chitinase activity; chitin binding.
GCCUUUGCCUCAAUGAACAACAAUCAGAUUGUUGCUAAGGAUCUCCAGGAUGAGAAAAUUCUCUACCCAGAGUUCAACAAACUAAAGGAGAGGUGUGUUCAUAUUGGAUGUGGGGGUGGUAUUUUCAGAUUUCACAGGUAUAAGAUAACAGUCUAUUUCUCUUGUUACUCUUCAACUUUCCUCUAUUUCUUCCAGUCCUAGCUUCCUCUCAAAUAGGGGUCCAGAGCACCCCCAACUUGAGAACUCCUUGUCCCAGACACCUUGAGCUCUUUCCUGCCUCCUUACUUUUGUAUUUGCUGUUGCCUCUGCCUGGAAUGUGCUUCUCUCUCUUCUCUGCCUGGCAAAACCCAACUCAACUUUUGAACCUAGUUGUGAGGAUUUUAGUUAUUAUUGCGGUUAAAGUGGGCCUACACAUCCCUAAUGCUCAACAAAUGCUCAUGUUUUUAUUACCAUUUAUUAGCUAUGAGCUACUCCAGGGAAGGGGCAGUGUCUGCUGUGUCGUCGUAUCCCCAGUGGCUAGGUCAGUGUCUCACACGGGGUUGGUGCUCAGUAAGUGUUUGCUUACAUUUUCCUCUCUCCAGAACUCCUGGGAUCUCUCCGUACCCAAGGGAAGGCUUGUUACUGCAUUAAUGGUUGCAGGGAUGGGCAGGGAAAAAGUUCUAUGCCACUAGAUUAUAAGCUCCCUGAAAAUGGGGAGCUUAUCUGUGUUGUUCUCUGUUCUAAAGUGCCUAAAGCAGUAAAUGGCACAUAGACAUCGCUCAAUAAAUAUUUGUUGAAUAGGAAAAAGAGAAACAUUUUAGACUACUCUUUUUUUGGAAGCAUCAUGGGGACAUGUGCGAGUUUGGCAGACUUUGUGCAACCUUGGAGUUGUUGGGCUGUGAUGGCCCUUGGGUUGAUUGUUCUUUCUUUCUUUCUCUGUCCUGUGCUCAUUUCUCUCCUAACAUCACCUUCCUCCUUUUCCUUCCCUUACCUCCCAUCUCUCCUGUUUCCUGUUUUUCUUCCAUGGAGCAAAACAAAAGAAUGUGGCAGCAGCUGCCCACUGGAGUGGAGGACCCAGCUCAUCAACCCUCUCUCCCACAUCGUAGGAACAGAGAGCUGAAAACACUGCUGUCCAUCGGCGGGUGGAACUUUGGCACCUCAAGGUUCACCACUAUGUUGUCCACAUUUGCCAACCGUGAAAAGUUUAUUGCUUCAGUUAUAUCCCUUCUGAGGACACAUGACUUUGAUGGUCUUGAUCUUUUCUUCUUAUAUCCUGGACUAAGAGGCAGCCCCAUGCAUGACCGGUGGACUUUUCUCUUCUUAAUUGAAGAGCUCCUGUUUGCCUUCCGGAAGGAGGCACUGCUCACCAUGCGCCCAAGGCUGCUGCUGUCUGCUGCUGUUUCUGGGGUCCCACACAUCGUCCAAACAUCCUAUGAUGUGCGCUUUCUAGGAAGACUCCUGGAUUUCAUCAAUGUCUUGUCUUAUGACUUACAUGGAAGUUGGGAAAAGUUCACAGGACAUAAUAGCCCCCUGUUCUCUCUGCCUGAAGACCCCAAAUCUUCGGCAUAUGCUAUGAAUUACUGGAGAAAGCUUGGGGCACCCUCAGAGAAGCUCAUCAUGGGGAUCCCCACCUAUGGACGCACGUUUCGCCUCCUCAAAGCCUCUAAGAAUGGGUUGCAGGCCACAGCGAUCGGACCAGCAUCUCCAGGGAAGUACACCAAGCAAGCAGGCUUCUUGGCUUAUUUUGAGAUUUGUUCCUUUGUCUGGGGAGCGAAGAAGCACUGGAUUGAUUAUCAGUAUGUCCCAUAUGCCAACAAGGGGAAAGAGUGGGUUGGCUAUGACGAUGCCAUCAGCUUCAGUUACAAGGCGUGGUUUAUAAGGCGAGAGCAUUUUGGGGGGGCCAUGGUGUGGACAUUGGACAUGGAUGACGUCAGGGGCACUUUCUGUGGCACUGGCCCUUUCCCCCUUGUCUACGUAUUGAAUGAUAUCCUGGUUCGGGCUGAGUUCAGUUCAACUUCUUUACCACAAUUUUGGCUGUCAUCUGCUAUGAAUUCUUCAAGCACUGACCCUGAAAGGCCGGCUGUGACCAAGGCAUGGACCACUGAUAUUAAGAUUUUGCCCCCAGGAGGAGAGGCUGGGGUCACUGAGAUCCAUGGAAAAUGUGAAAAUAUGACUAUAACUCCUAGAGUUACAAUUGUGACCCCUACAAAGGAAACUGUAUCCCAUGGAAAGCACACUGUAGCUCUAGGAGAGAAGACUGAGAUCACUGGGCCAACGACCAUGACUUCUGUGGGUCAUCAGUCCAUGACCCCUGGAGAGAAGGCCCUGACCCCUGUGGGUCACCAGUCUGAGCUCCCUGGGAAGAAGACCCUGACCCCUGUGGGUCAUCAAUCUGUGACCACUGGACAGAAGACCCUGAUCUCUGUGGGUUAUCACUCUGUGACCCCUGGGGAAAAGACCCUGACCCCUGUGGGUCAUCCAUCUGUGACCCCUGUGAGUCAUCAGUCUGUGAGCCCUGGAGGAAUGACUAUGACCCCUGUCCAUUUUCAGACCGAGACCCUUAGACAGAAUACAAUGGCCCCUAGAAGGAAGGCUGUAGCCCCUGAAAAGGUGACUGUCCCCUCCAGAAAGAUAUCAGUCACCCCUGAAGGGCAGACUGUGCCUUUAAGAGGGGAGUAUUUGACUUCUGAGGUGGGUACUCACCCCCAGGAUGGAUAACUUGGGUCUUUAGAGGGAAGCUGGAAACAGGAUGAUGCUGUCCUCCAGCCCUGUCAUCCAGCUCCCAGAACAUACUCCUCAAGCUUUUGACAACCACUUUGUUCCUGUCUAUGGAAACCAUUCCUCUGUCAACUCAGUAACCCCUCAAACAAGUCCUCUUUCUCUAAAAAAAGAAAUCCCAGAAAACUCUGCUCUGGAUCAAGGAGCCUAAGCCCUGCUGGUGUCAGAAACCAGGGAAAACCCUUGUCUUUUCUUCUAAGUGACAUGCUUCCUCAUCCUGGAGCAAAGCAGGCAUCAAAACCACAAUCGGUCAAUCUCUUUUCCAUUAAAUAAACUGUAAACACAAGAACCCA